AUUUCAUUAGAAUGAACUGAAGUAUUCGAAGAGAUGAAAUAUAUCUCUCUUAUAUCGAAAAGUUUCAGGGGUGCGGCUACUGUAGCAUGUCGAAAAGUUCUUAUGUUUUGCACUCCUUAACACAUAUUUAUAUGCCUAGGGUUUACAGUAUGCCUAAAAAGGCUAAGGCUUGGGACUUGGGUCUUACACAUAAAUGGCCCUUAUCCUAAAAGGCAUAUUCUAUUUAUUACAAAUAUAUAGCAUAAAUGGUAAAAUAAAACAAGACUAAUUAUAACAACUUGAUCAUAAUAAAAAUAUCUUCAACAAUCUCCCCUUUUGUGAUCAAGUGCUGUCUUGCUGGUCUUCACUUCUGUUUCUUGAAGUAGUUCUUCAUUAGUGCUAGAGCGUGCUCAUAUUGACGAAGAUAUCGUCGCCGAGUUCGAUCGAGUAUACCUCGAAUCUGAAGUUUUACAUAUACCCGGUCGGGUACCGUGUAUAUACCCGAUCGGGUACCCGAGCUGCAUUCCCAGAACCCUAUAAAUUCACUUCCUUCCCUUCACAAUUAGAUCACCAAUUCACAUAUACUUCUAAGCUCAGUCUACAAUAGUUCUUUCUUUAUAUUUUCAUCAUGUUUAGUCUCCAAAUGAGGAGCUAAACUCUUCAAUCUUGGUUUUGCUACUUUGAAGCUUAAUGAAUUUGUAAGUUGUGAGUUAUUCUCUUUAAUUUUCUUCCUUGAAUAUUAAUUCUUCGUUUAAAUACUAUUUCUAUAUCAAUGUUGGGGAGUGUUACUAAGAUGACAAUUAGUUAACAUCUUGACAUUAGUUAUAGUAAUAGUUAUUUCUUCCUCUAUGUUAAUAUUGGGGAGUGUUACUAAGAUGACAAUUAGUGAACACCUUUAUAUUAACUAUAGUAAGAUUCAUCUUCUUUAAUAUUCUUCUUUGAGUAUUAAUUAAUUCCUAUUCAUAUUUCAUAUUAAUAUUUUGAACAUUACUUAAAGGAUCAACUAGUUUUGUUUCAUAUAUUAAUUAUUACUAGAAUCGAUCGACGAAUACGCUUGUUAACCGUUCGAUCGUUUUACGGUAGUAAACUUGGGUUAUUAAUGCAUGUGUUUCAUGGUUAAUAAACCAAGGGGAAUUAAUUAUGUUGAUUAAAACAAUAAACCGCUUGUGUUGAGGUUAUCAAUCUCAAUCAUUUUCACCUUAUUUUUAUUGCUACUAUCGGGUUGAUAUACAAUGUGUGUUCUAUAUUAACUCGAUAGUAGGUUUUAUUAAUGAACACGUCUCGUUAUUAAUAACUACCCUCGAUGAACUGGAUAUACUCCUCGAUUGAGUAUUCAAGAGGAAGAUAGUUAAAGAUAUAACCGGGAUCGACGAACAUUUCAUUAAGUGGAUAAAAACAAAACCAAGGCUUCAUCUCUAUUAAAGUAACCACAUAAGUCGUUCAUCUUAGUGUUAAUUAAUUAAAUCAAACACAACUAAAAUUCCCCCAUUUGUUACUACUUACAAUAUAAAAGAAAAAUAUUCCUUUCCCUGUGGAUACGAACCUUACUUCAAUAUACUACGUAUAUUUGUUGUAUUGUAUUUAUUUUGAGUGCACACCGCGACAAAGUGCACGUCAUUGAGCGUGGGCAGAUGUAGAAUCUCCCUUAAUGUAGCAGGUGUCAGCACCACUCUUGUGUCGUUGAGUUUGGUGAUCAGCUUGGAGGUGUCCUUUGAUUGUGUGUUCAUGCAGCCCUAAAAUUGUUGCAGGUGUAUCUCUGGCACGGAAGCUGUCUUUGUGAAUGCCUUCCAGAGACAGUGACCUUUGAGAAUUGAAAUGAUCACCUCAUCUUGGCACCUGAUAGUCUUCAUAUCCAACUGGAAGUUGAUGUCCAGUAUAGGUGUCCACUGGUUGGACGGGUAGAGCUAACGGUAGAGUUGAGUUUGAUCUUGUGUUCCUUACAUGAUGAUCUGUACACGUUUGGGUUAGAAGAUCUGCAUUUGGAAUUUAUUCAGAGGGCUUUUCAAAAUAUUUUGCAAAGGUUGAACUUCUAAGUUUAAAUAUCGAGAAAUUUUCUCAAGGUUUAUACAUCGAGAAAUUUUCUCGAAGUUUAAACAUCGAGAAAUUUUCUCGGAGUUUAAACAUCGAGAAAUAUUCUCGAAGUUUAAACUGAGAGAAAUUUUAUCGAAGUUUAAACAUCGAUAAAUUUUCUCGAAGUUUAAACUGCAAAAAAUUUUCUCGAAAUUUAAACUCCGAGAAACUUUCUCAAAGUUUAACUUCAAGAAAUUUUCUCGAAGUUGAAACGUCGAGAAUUUUUCUCGAUAUUUUCACUUUGAAAAUAGGUUUCUCGAAGUCGCCAUGACACCUGUAAAAUCAAUACCUGCGAAAAUUCACAAUACAUAAUGAUUUCAAAUUGAUUUAAACACUUUCUCGAACCCCAACAUUCGAGAAUUGAUUUUUCGAACAAUCUCAUGAUGUUUUCUCGAAUUCAUCAUUGAAAAGUUUACUUGCUAAUGAAAAUCGAAAAUAACUUUUUGCAUAUAAAUCGAUAACAGAUAUACUACCUCCGAAAAUGUUUAAGAGGAGGGAGGAAGACGAAAGGAUUGCAAAGCAUUUGAGUUCAAAAAUUUUGAGAAAGUGAAGUAAGAUGCGAGAAACGUAUUUUUGAACUCUUAUAUAUGCGAGAAAAGUUUUCCAAGGCCAGAGUAUACGAGAAAAUUUCCGGCCCAGAGUUAUGCGAGAACAUUUUGGCCGAGCUUAUGCGAAAAAGAAAUAAAAUUAAGGCACACGCUUGUUUUAUUUACACUUUCUUCUGUUCAUAUAAAACUCCCCCUCAGAUGAUGCAUGAAAAAUAAAUAAAACACACACUCAUUAUCCCCCCCCCCCCCUCUUUGGAAAAAAAUAAUUUUGAAAAAAAAAUCUCCCCCUCAACACAUGCAACUUCACAUAAUGCUACGAUGGAACGUCAGAUUUGGAAACAAUGCCUCAUCUCCAAUGCUUGGAUAUGGAGAUGUGAUCUGCGCAAAUGUCACAAUUAAGGUUGUCUCACUCGUGAAAGGCCUUAAGCACAAUCUCUUAAGCAUUGACCAAUUCUGUGAUGGAGGGAUGGAAGUGAAGUUCAAAUCCAAACAAUGUUGCGUGAUGGACAACUUUGGGAGAACAUUAUUAACGUGUACCAGGAUAUCAAACCUAUACACCAUUGAUCUGAAAAGCGUACAAUCAACUUCUUCCAUCUGCUUACUGUCCAAAACUUCCUCUGGACAGAACAGUCUCUGGCAUAGGCGUCUCUCCCACCUAAACUUCAAGAACCAUUCUAUUAUAUCAUCAAAGAAACUUGUGAAGAGGUACCAGAGGCAUCUCUACCUUUGUUCAGCGUUCCCCAAAAUUGUUGGAGAUAAACCACUGAUACUUCUGCUGUUUUAUUCAGGGCCUUCCAAAUCUUAUGCCCUUUCAGAAUGCUACUAUGACCUCAUCUUGGCAAGAGAAGACGGUUGGGUCAAGUUUGCAGUUGUUCUUCUUGAUUGGGUACUAGUUGCGUACACGGUAGAUGGUCUCGAUAGGUGCAAGUUCUGCCACUAGAUCUGAAAAUGAUAGCGAUGUUAGUGCAAGAGUAUGGAUGAGUUUUGAAAAAAAUCGCUAAGUCACAGUUCGCUCUUCAAUAGGUUCGCGCAUUUAAGUACUUAGUUAGCGCAUGAAACAAGUUCGUGCAUCACCUCGGUUCGCUCACACACAAGGUUCGAACAUGAACCUGGUUUGCACAUGAACCUGGUUCGCGCAUGAACCAUGUUCACGCAUGAGCUCAGUUCACGCAUGGAGGUUUGUGCCUAGUAAUUUCGCGUAUAAGAAACUUGUUCAUCAUUUGUGUUGGCUGGAAAGUGUACUUGUUCAAUAAUUGAUGGUCCCGGAUAGAGGUAAAAGUCUAGAGGGGGUGAAUAGACUUUCAAAGCUUUUUCAACUUUAAGAACUUUUCCCUUCUAGAUGAGUUGAUCUAAAAUAUUUUGGGAGAUUUAUAGAUGCACAACGGAAGUCUUUAACCUCUAGAUGUUUAAUGUAUAACACUUUUCUGACUUGGGUGAUAUUUGGACUUUAAAUAGUGAGCAGUUGGCUUGGCAGUUGACUGGAGGGCAGGGAACUGCUGCGGCAACUGCUAGUGAAACACUGAGUGUAUGGUGCAAGUGCAAGCAGAAUCUUUCUCAGAAUGAAAGAGGCUUUAUGAUUAUGUAAUGAUAUGGAUUGAUAAUCAAUCUUAAUGAGAGCAGUGGUCUCAGCAGUUGGGUAGUUACCAGGGAACUGCUGAGGUACCUGCUUAAGUGAAAGUAAAGGUAUGGGAAGAUUGAUUAUAGAAUAUUGCUUAGGGUGAUGAGGGAUUUCUGAAGAUGUGCUUAAGUACUAGUAACUGGGAGUUUUGUUGGAGUAGUGGUCUCGGCAGUUGAGUGGUGAUGAGGAAACUGCUGAGGCACCUGCUAGGUUACAGCUUGAGUUUCAGAAAUUAGUUUGAACAGACUCCUUGGUGAUAGAAUUGUGAAGGUCUGGUGAAGUUGAGAUGUUAAAGGAAAUACUUUUGUAUGAGUAGUGGGCUCAGUUGUUGGGUAGUCACCAAGGGACUGCUGAGGCAACUGCUAUGCUUUAAGUUGAUUUCCUGAGACUUGAUGGAACAGACCUUUUAGUGGUGAUAGUGCAAGACUCUUGUGGAAAGAUUGUCUCAAAGAAAGUGAGCUAUUAAGCAGUAGGAUAAGCAGUAGGGUCAAUUAAGACUACUGCUUAGGAUGAUGCUGGCAAACUACAAUCUUUUGUGAGAAGUGUUUGGUGUGUGCUUUGUUGACUGAAAAUAAAUCAACACACAGUAUAUCCUGGUUCAGAGGUGGUUUAAUCCUCAUACGUCUAGUCCCAACCUCUUUCAGGUGGAUUUCCACUAAAAUAUUAAGCCAAAUACACUUAGUGUCAAUCUAGCCUUUACAACACUUAGGCCUAGAUUGAAGGUUUUUCACAAUGAGUAUAACACCACUCAAAGGUACUCAGUCCCUAUACUUUUCUCAAAUGAUCCAGUGGGGAUCAAAAGGUACUCUAUCUAUCUAACCACACUUUAGGAUCCGAACAACUGUUCUCCUAAGUGUUUACAACAAUUUGUGAUUUGUUUCAAGAAAGUUCUAACCUCUAACUAGGAACUAAACUUCUAGGAUUUAGCAACGAAUACUUGUGACUAAGAAGUUUAGUGAAGCAUGAGUCUAAGCAGAGAGUAAAGUAUAGAUUCACAUUUUCUCUUUUGCUAGUUAGCUCUUGAAUGCUCAAUGGAAAUAUUUCUCUACUUAGGAUGCUCAAGCUUGGUUAGAAAUUUUCGUUUCAGCCUAUAUUUAUAGGGUACUCCAGUUGAUUAAUCUCAUCCGUUGGUUAGGAUGGAUUAAUCUUGUGCGUUGAAGGUCUGCCAAUGACAAAUUUGUACUUUCGUCUUCUUGUGUAGGAGCUUUUAUUGGGGCGGUCACCUUGUCUCCAAAGAUUAGGCCGCGGCAUGGUGUGCGUCCAGUUGGUAGGUCCAUGUACCCUCCCAACAUUUAAUGUUAAGCAGUUUUGUCUUCCAAUCAUACACAUUCAUAUAUGAUAUUCGAGCAUCUUAAGUUUGUGACAUUUAAUUAACCUUUGAGUCAAAUAAAAUAUUUGCCGGUAGGAUCUAAAUAUCCUAUUAAGGUAAGUAAAAAUUACCUUAUUGCAUUUUUAUUUUUCCGGUAAUAUUUCAUUAGUCUCAAAAAUUGUACAUUUAUUUUGUCACUUAUAAAUAAUUUGAACACUAAUACUCGAAUUAAAUUAGACACAAUGUACUAGUGCAAAGUAUAGUGGCAUCAUCAAAAUCUAUCAAAAUUGGGUACUAACAAUAAUCAUAACAGAAACCAAGUAUACAUGAAGGAAAUUCAGAUGUAAACCUUAGGGAUGAGCGAAGAGGAAUGAGAGAAAAUUUUCUUUGCCUCUUAGGGAGUUCGAAAGAAUUGUGCACAAAGUGAGAGUGUAGAGAGGGGAGGUGCGUGAAGUUCAGGUUUUAUAGGGGCAGAAAAAUUUUAAAGUCUCAAGUGUCCUGAAAUGCUCCGCUCCCCCUCGAUUUAUACACUUUUAAAAUGAGAAACUCCCCCUCAAUUUAUGCAUGAAAUAAAAUAAAAUAAAAUAAAAUAAAAAUAAUAGGAUGAAAAAAAAAAAGAAAAAAAAAAGAAAAUUUAAAAAAAUGAAAUGCAAAGAUUACAAAAUAAAAAAUGAAAAAUGAAAAAAAUGAGAAAUGAACGCGCGUGCACGAUGCAGAGUUUUAAGAUUUGAUGUUCAACAUUCCCGAUUCAGAGAUAAAAAAGUUGAAUCUCUUUUCAUCCUGCGUCUUUGUGAAAAUAUCAGCAAGUUGUAAUUCCGUAGACACAAAGUAUGUGUCCACGGUUCCCUUCUCAAUGUGAUCCUUCAUAAAAAUGAUACCGCAAAUCGAUAUGCUUUGUUCAGGUAUGAUGAACUAGAUUGCACGUGAUGGCUAUGACGCUUUGUGAAUCAGUCUAUAUUGGAAUAUGGGAGAAGGUGAAGCCAUAGUCUCUUAGUUGUGUCCUCAUCCAUAAUGUUUGUGAAUAACAGCUAGCAGCCGUGACAUAUUCUACCUCAGUUGUAGAAAUUGACCAACAUACCAGCUUAUCACCUAAAACUUGAGCACCUCAGGACAUACUUUUCUUGUCCAUUAUGCAGCAUGCGAAAUCAUCAUCUGAAUAUCCCACCAUGUCAAACCCUGAGUUCUUGGGAUACCAAAGGCCAAGAUUUAUUAUUCCUUUGAGAUAUCUUAGCAUCCUCUUUACAACAGUCAGAUGUGAUUCCAUUGGAUUUGCUUGAAAGUGAGCACACAGGCGGGUUGCAAACACAAUGUUCAGUCUACUAGAUAUGAGAUACGACAAGGAUCCGAUGAUAGCACAACAAUUGGUUGCCUCGACUGGUUUCCCAUAGAGGUCUGAGUCAGCUUGUUUGAGGGAGACAUGGGGGUUUUCAUCGUUGGCUUGUUGCCCACUUUGAAUCUUUUGAGCAAAGUAUAUUGUGGAUAUACUUGGACUAGUUUAUGAAGAUUCCAUCUGGCAUUUGUCUAAUCUGUAGCCCAAGAAUUGAAAGAAGUUUAACUCUUCCAUCAUACUCAUCUCGAACGUGGUGCACAUCAGAUUGCUGAACUUUUUAUAUAAGUUUGAAUUUGACGAAACAAAGAUAAUGUCGCCAACAUAAAUUUGUAUCAACAUGAUGUCGCCUUUAUGACUUUUGAUGAAGAGAGUUGGAUCUAUAUUUCCUUUUGAGAAGCUCGAUUCAACGAGAAAAUCUGACAAUGCUUUAUACGAACCCAUCUGGUUGUGCAACAUGAUUAGGUCGUUCUUGAUCAACAGGGCUUUUCUCAUCUUAUAAACAUGAUUAGGUCAUUCUUGAUCGACAACCCCAUCUGGUUGUGCAACAUAGACCUUUUCCUUCAUGUCUUCAUUCAAAAAUGCAGUCUUAACAUCCAUCUGAUAGACGGUGAAGCUUUUGUGUGCAGCAUAUUCUAGAAACAAUCUCAUGGUCUCAAUCCUCCCCACUGAUGUAAAGGUUUCAUCAUAGUCGAUUCCUUCUCGUUGAUUGUAACCUUUUGCAACCAGGUGGGCCUUAUUCUCGAUGAUAACACCAUAUUCAUCCUUCUUAUUCUUGAAAACUCAUUUGGUGCCUAUAAUUGUUUUCCUGUAAGUCCUCAGCACCAGGGGUGCAAACUUUCAAUCUAUCAAAUUGAUUCAUUUCUCCCUGCAUUGCAACUAUCCAGUCCGGAUCAGCCAGUGCUUCUGCCAUCUUUGUAGGUUCUUUCUGACUGAGAAGAGGUGGAUGAUGCGGUUCCGGUGCUAACUCCUUUUGAUGGACCACCAAUAAUCAGUUCAGACGAAUGUGCUCUCGUCCAUUUUCUCUCAUGAGGGAGAGGCAACGGAGUUAUGAUUGGUUGAUCAAAAUCAGCAUAUUCAGGAGGAUCUUGUGAUUUAGGUUGUUUAGUGUGUGGGGUAGGUGGAUCAUGGUGUUUAGCUUCUUCUUGGGAAGGUUCAUCAUUGUUCUGAUCAGGAGUAUGUAUUUCUUCUGCUAUGGGAGAAGGCAACAGGUAGGUUUUAGUGGUUUCUGUGUUUGUAGUUGGUGAUGCACGUGGCUGACUGUAAAAGUGUUCAAAUAUUGAUUCCAGUAUCACGUGCUCACCCGUUCUUGACUCAUCUACCCGUUCUCAUGUUUCAGACGAUGAUGGAGCCUUUUAAUUUCCUGUGAUUGUUGUUCAUAUUGGAAGUGUUCAGUUGUCAUAUCCGUCAUUUCAUAGAAGCUGACAUUAAUGAUCUCCAUGAUAGUUCUUUUAUCCUUUAUGUACACUCUGUAUGCCUUUGAAUUUGUCAAAUAACCAAUGAAAAUUCCUUCAUUCGCAUUUGGAUCAAGCUUUCCCUAACAUCCCUGUCAUUCAUGAUGUAGCAUUUACAACCAAAGAGAUGGAAGAAGGUGAUAUUAGGAAGUCGCUUGAAUACUAUCUCAUAGGGGUUCUUAUCAAAUCAUAUGUAGAUAGUUGUUCUGUGUGAAGCAAGCAGUGUUGCUAGCUUCAGCCCAUAUGAAAUGAGGGAGCUUUGACUGUAUAAGCAUGGUUCUGGCUGCUUCCACCAAUGUUAUGUUUCUUCUUUCUACAACAACAUUUUGUUAUGGUGUCUUAGCUGCAGAGAACUGGUGUGUAAUUCCCUGAACUUUGUAGAAUUUAGAUAGUUCCUUUUUUUGAACUUAGUCCCAUUGUAUGUCCUUAUGAUCUUCACGUUCUGCUAUAGAUAGUUUUGUAUGGUCCUGAUGAAUGUCAUGAUGAUGUUGGUUGUUUCGUCCUUUGAUCACGAUAACCGAAGUAUAUUUGCGUCCAUUUAUGCUAUGCACACGCAUCGGACCACACAAAUCCAUAUGAAGUAGCUCCAGGGGACGAGAUGAGGAUGGAAAUUGCUUUGAUUUGUGUGAAGAUCUCGUCAUCCUUACCAAAUGACAGGCAGAACAGUGAUGAUUGGGCGAGUUUUUCAGAGCAGGGAGUCCUGUGACAAGCUUUUUGGAUGAAAGGGAGCUGAUUGCAGGUGGGUUCAAAUGUGAGAGAUGUUUGUGCCAUAGAUUGUUUUGUUUUUCAGAAGCUCUAGACAGGAGGCGAAUGUAUAUGGUGGAUCGUACAGAUUUGAGAUUAAUAGUGUAGAGAUUUGUUCUUCUUUGAUACUUUAACAAUGGUUUCACAUCCAUAUCCAUCACACAUAAUUGCUUAGCAUGAAAUCUCACUUCCAAUUUGCUAUCACAGCAUUGCGAACUUCAAUUGGCUGAUAUAUUCACAAAGCGGUUGGAUUAAAAGAGGUUCGACUUUCUGAUCUCUAAAUUCGGAGUGUUGAACAUCAAUCCUUAACUCUCUGAAAUGUGUGUGUGUGUGUUUUUUUAUUUUUUAUUUGUUAUUUUAUUUUAUUUUAUUUUAUUUUUUCAUCUUAUUUCUAUAUGCAUUUGUUGAGGGGAGUUUUUAUUUUCAAAAUGCAACUGUUGAGGGGGAAGUAUUUUCACUACUGGACGUUAACACUUAAUUUUUUUUCGAGCCUAUAUAAUGCACUCAUUUCACGCAUCCCCUCCCCAUCUUCACUUCGUGCAUCACUCUCAAACUCACACACUCUCUUUCGACGACGAGCGAACUCCAUUGAUAGACGUGUUGGUCCCGGUUGUACUGGAUACAGUUUAGGGGGGGGCGUGAAUAGACUGUAUCAGUUUUUAACUUUUUCAAGCUAAGUACCAGAUUUAACAGGAUAGCCUGUUCUGUUGGCAGAACAGACUGGCAGCGGAUGGGGUUCUGGUAGGGAGUUCUGUUAAUAGCCUCAGAGAAGCAAAGGCAGUAGGCCUUCUGUUAACUCACAAGACCAGUUCUGCUGAACACAGAUACCAAGUCUUUGGAGUUAAACAGUUCAAAUAAAAACUAUGAAUGAAAAGCAGUAAGUAAAUGACACCAGGGCUUUUUAUAGUGGUUCAAGGAACAACUUGUUCCUCUAAUCCACUGUUCCACUAAGCUCGUAAAAACUUCCGUUUACAAUGCCUUAGCCCUAUCACUUAAGAAGCUCUCCACGUCUUCUUCAAGUGUAGAUGUUUUCUUGGAUGCACUUCCGGCUUCCCUAAGACUGGUCCUUUCACUGAGCUUUCCCAGAAGUAUCACCACUUCACAGCUCCAGGUACUUGGACGUCCUUCUUGUGAAAGAAGAGGUUCUAUUUAGAACAGGGGUUCCUCCAACUUGCUUCGUUACAAGGGAUUUGUAAGUAAUGAGCUUGAAGAGUUGAAGAACACUUGGAACUUUGCUUGAGUUGGAAAUAAGGAUUUUUCCAACUUCUGCCUUCUCUUGUAGAAGAUGAUGAAGUUUUAAUCUCAAGGAGGCUUUUUGCUUUGUAGCGUUUGAAUUUCUUGUAUAUGCAGAGUUGUAGCAAAGGUUAGCAAAGUUAUCCGGUUGUUCUUCGUAGUGUAUCUUUUAUACUGAGGUUGUCUUCCCGUUGGAGGAGAAGGAGGACAACUGCAUUAAAUGAGCGAGCAGUUGACUUGACCAGUAGGACCCGGUAAAGUUGGCGGGUUACUAUUUUGGGAUAAAGUAAUCCUGACAUUGCGGCCAAUCAUCUGCAAUUACUCUACGGAGUAUGGGGGCAUUAAAUGUGCAUUUAAUGCGCGCACUGUAGCUUUUCCGUUAAAGACUCCUAGCCGUUGAAGGAAUCUUUCAGUUGGUUUCCCGGCUUGGUGGAAUUCUUCUAAGUGUCAGGCCUUCUGGUGUCUUUAGCAGAGAGUUGAUCAGAGAAGGUCUGGAGCACUUCUAUUGAGAAGAUAUCCAACAGAGAACCAGGAGGGUUUCUGUCAGAGUAAAGGCUAACAGAGACCCUGAGGGCUUCUGUUCUUAAGCAGAGAACAAAAGGUCCUCUGUUCGACCAAUGCCUUAACAAGGGUCUUCUGUUCUGGAGGCCUUCUGCUAAGUAGGUCUUCUGCUCUGGAGGUCUUCUGCUAGUCGAUUAUACUAAAGAAUUUACAAAGGAAAAUUCUAAUACAUUAAGUCUAAAGAGGGGUACUUUAAAGUCCUAAUCAAUCUAGCAUCAUCAAAAUCUAAUCACAAAUAUUCCUUACAAUUUCCCCUUUUUUGAUGAUGCCAAAACCCUUUAACUAUUUCCAGAGAAGUGCCUUCACCAUAAAGAAUUAAAGUUUAAAAACUUUCAUUAAAAUCUUGGUGGGCAACUUGGCAUAGGAAAAUAGUAAGAGUACAGUACAUUCAGAUAGCAGAUAAUAAUUCAAAAAACAAAUAAACAAAGACAGAAAGCAAAGAGACAGGAAUUGAGGAAAAGCCUUACAAAGUGAAAAGGCGGAGAUGUGAUUUUAUUAGAUGCAUUUUACAGAAAUAUCUCUUACACAUUUUCCAUAUUAGCUGCUUGCAGAGCUUCUUCCUCCAAUCUUUGAAGCCUUAGCAGCUCUUCAUUAAUUUCUGCUCUGAUUUGAGAUAAAUUGCCAGAGCUUUGAUAAGAUGCCCAUAUGGGAGAAAGCUUGCAAUCCAGAUAGCUGAGAACUCCUUCAUGUAUUGUCUUGCCAGGGACAAUGUUCUUCUUGUACCAUUCUUCAGCGUCCUCCAAGGAUCCCCCAUAUCUGACUCGUACAACACCAUCUUUAUCCAGAAAGAGGUUCUGUUGUUGAGUGGGAGUCAUUUUCGUCUUCAUUUCUUCAAACUGAGCUCUGUCAAUUUUCUGGGAUCCACCCAAUCUCCAUUCAGUAAAACUGAAGAUUUUCUUCUUCUUGGUGCCUUUCUUCACUGGAGAUGGGGGUCUAGGUACACCGGCUGCUCUCUUUUUCUGUAAAGCAGCUUCAAAGUAUGGAGCAGGGUCUACUAUUGGUUCAGCAGAAGAGGAUGCUUCAGCAGGAAUUCUGGUGGACCGAGGCCUAUUCUGUUGAGGGUCCUCUUCCCCCUUUUUGGCAUCAUUUAGGUCCUCUAGCAUCAUGCUGAUCUUCUGGAACUCUGAGGCCUGUGAGGAGGCUAUCUGCUCAAGGGCCUCUGGUAAGGUCUGAGUGACAGAAGUAAGGCCUUCUAUCAGUCCUUGUUGUUUAUGAACAGCUGAGGCAAUGUCCUUGGAACUUGCUUCAAGAAGAACCAGUUUCUGGUAUCUCUCUUUGUCUUGAGCAAACAGAGUCCUGGUUUGAUCACGGUGGACUUUGCAGAGUUCCUCUAUGUCCAACAGCUGUUCUUUGGUUUUGGUAUCAGCCCAUUGGAGAUCUUCAAUAUUCGUGGAGAUGGUCUCAAUUGCUUUGCCUUGAGCUAUCAGAGUCUGAUGAAAGGUGAAUAGGGUCUUAUGUAUACCUUCUACUUCAGUUGACAGUGCAUCUGUUCUGGCAGAGGAGGAUGCCAUGAAGUUGUGGAGGGAUUUUGUGAGGUUUUCAAAGCGGUCUGAGAUAAACUGCAUCCCAGAAUUGAGAUUAUCAUUCACAUGAGCAAGGUGCUCAAAGUGCUUGUCAUUUAUCUGGAUGAGUUUGUCCAUGCCUUGGAGGACUUGCCCACCAAAUUCUUCUGCUGUUUCAACAAACUUGUUGAAGGGAAUUUGAGGUAUAGGUUCUUCAGUCUCUGGCAUGCCUAGUCCCCUGGACCUGUGCAUGGGAGGCCUUCUGGUCUGUUGCAGAGAGGGUUUCUGGUGAGAAGGUUCUCUGGGAGGUGUAGGUUGGCGUUUUGAAGUGAGGUCUCCAGCAAGGGAAGAUGACAAGAAGCCAUUGUUAUCACUUUCGGAGGAUAGAAUGCGGUGAAGAGGCUGUCUCCUGGGUGUAGAUGCAGCAGAGUGUAGAGAUGUUCUGGGGGAAUUUGCUGCAGGUGGAAGAGGACUUGCUGCAGGUGAGGGAGAGGAUGAGUUUUGAGUGGAAGAGGAUUGCUGUUGUGGGAUGGAGUGCUGGUGUUGUGAUGAAGGUUGGGGAGAAGGGGUGUUUUGUUGAUGGGAGGCAUUCUGUUGAGGAGGAGAUGGAGGAGGUGAAGGGGAGCGAUUUCUGAAUUGGAUGAGGUCUUUGCAAGGUGAUUUGAUCUUCUUAUUGGAUGAGUGAGGAGAGGUGGGGGUUUUCUGUUCUGGGGAUUGGGGUUGAGGGUUUUCUGUUGGAGGGGUUUCUGUUGUAAUAAGAGGUGAAGGGACUUGGGGUUCUGUUAAGAUAUGAACAGAAGGGGUUGGAGAGAUUACCUCAAAUACAUUUUCUUCAUUCAAAGAAGUCCUCCAUUCCUUGAUGAGUUCCAACAUAGCUUGCCCUUCUUUCUUAGGUACAGAAGGUUCUCCUGGGUUGAGGUUUGGUUGAACAGAUUCUGUUGCCUUCUUGGCAAAAAGCCAUUCUUCAAAUUCUUCUAUCUCUCCUUCUUCCAGUGGUUUGACUGUCUCCUCAGAGGGUGAGGAUAUGAGGACAUCCUUUACUUUGUAACCUGCCUUAUUCUUCUCAAGGACAGAAUGGAGGAAGUUUAGGGCAAAGCACUUGGAGACAUCAUCAGUGCCUACCCAUCAUCAGUGCCUACCCACUUCAGGAUUGCCUCUUCUUCAGGCUCAUAGAAAUCAAAGAAGGUCCCAUUCUCCAUCUUCUCCAUUCAAGAACUCGAGCAAACUGUCUAUCCAGCAAAGACAGAUACUCUUCUUUGCCUGUACUGGGGUGCUCUGUUGAGGUUGGCACCCUAUUCUGUUCAGGAGUGGUAACAGAGGUGGGGUUCUCUGGUUCCCCCUGAAUGUCUGCCACCUUUUCAGACAUGGUGACCAAAGGUUUAGCAACCUUCUUUUUGGUCUUGGUGGUCCUCUUCCUUUUCUGUCCAGCCUUCAUGGGUGGAGGAGGAGCAACCACUUCUGUUUUCUUGGUCUUCUUCUUCUUCUUCUCCACAGAAGGUGCUUCAGAGAGGGGUUUCUGCACCUUGUCUCCUUGUUGUCUUUUAUUGUCAAGCUGAAGCUGUCUCUUCAGCUCUGCCUUGAUGGCUAUUUCCCUAUUUGGAGAGGCAGAUAGGAAGAUUACCUUUGUGUGAUCCAGAGGUGUGGCCUUCCUCAAGGUAACACCUUGAUUUAGAAGUAGUUCUGAGAUGAGCAGCCCAUGCCCUAACUUCCCAGAAUAAAGACUUGUCUUGGGGUUCUUCUUUUUGAUGAACUCAAUCAGGGAUCGAACCAUUACCUGACCCCAGUUGACAUUCACCCCAUGAUGUAUUGCAUACAGAGCCUUGGCAUUUGCAGUAGUGACAUCAUCAGUAGAGGUAAAUUUGCACCACACACAUUUGUGGAAAAUGUUGAUGAGCAGCUCAAAGUCCUUCUUGAGCAGAUUUUUCUUAAUGUUUACCUUCUCCACUUCUUCCCCUUUUCUGCAGUAAUUCCUCUUAAAUUCAAGGACAGUGAUGUCAGCUUCCUCCAAAUCAAAUAGAGAGGCCCUGCCUUCCUCUAGUUGAAUGUCAAAAACCUUGUUGAUGACGUCAGCAUCAACCAGUGUUUCUUCUCCUUGGACACUGGAGGUGAUGGUUUCGUCCUUGAAGGACGCGUUGAGAUAGAACUCAACAGUGUCGAUGUUGCUGUAGACUUCAUAAGCAUAGGUGAUGACCUUGCUUAGUUGACACUCUGUCAGCCCGUCAAUGAUAUUGGUCAUUCUCUCCUUUUUCUCAGCAAAUCUGGGUAGAACAUCCAGUUCGCACUUCAUCCCUGUCAACACAUUCUUGAGCAGGGUUGCUUUUUGUUCCUUGGAAAGAUCAUUGAAGCUCAGGAAAGCCAUAGACGUUUUUAGCAGUUGAGAGAUUUUUUUUUUUUUAACCCAGAAGGCAAACCACCAAAAUCAGUGGGGUAAAUGCCGGGUGUCAUUUACCAGGAUUUUAUUGAGAAAAGAGUGAUACAAGAGAGGAGGAUCAGACCAAGGCCUCUCAGAAAAAUACAUUGAUAAUUAAAUACGAAUAGAGGGAAUGCCAAAAAAAUCCAUCCAAUAAGCCUGUUUAGCACUAGUGGGCAGUUGAUAUGGGCUGCAGUAGCUUUUAUUGGAAUCCACUUGGGCCAGAUGGUGUGCAACCCAAUCCCCUUCCCUCAGAGUAUGCCCGAACCAUACCCCUUUCCUAAAAGCGAUGUCUGAGAUUUCCAGAAUCAAACCUCUCCAUCUUCUCGUCGGUUUACCUGCAACAUAUUCCAGAGCUAGAGACGAAUCCGAUUCAACAUAGAUGUCCUCAUAGCCUUCGUCCGUUGCCCAUUUAACUGCCAGGUGAAUAGCUUUCAGCUCUGCCUCCAGCGCCGAGUUAGCCUGCAAAGGAAGACUAAUCGCCUGAAUCAUCGUUCCUUCCUUAUCACGAAGAAUCGCUCCUCCUGAUGCCAUAGAAGCUAAGUAUCUAGCAUCUACAUUUAGCUUCAAUUUUUUCUUCGCUUUCUGCCAUUUAACAAUCCGAGGUCUAAACUUGUUUAUCUUCAAGUAUUUUGGUAUCAACUGCUCUUCGAACAAAAUAUUUUCAAUACGCCUAAUUUUUAGGUCUGUUAAUGUAGCCGCCCAUGACUAAGUAUAAAUCUUGAUUUGGAUGAUAAUUUGAUGAGCUGAGAUCUGAUGUAUAUUAGAUCCCCAAACCAGUGAUGAAUAAUUUUUCCAAAUAAACCAUAGGAUGAUACCUGUAAUAUUUCUCCUAAACACUUGAAGCAAACUAGAAUUUCCAUUUGCUUCCCACUUCAAUCUCAAAGGAUUAAAAUCUGCAGAUGAAUUAAUAUGAAGACCCAAAAUUCCCCAAAAAUACUCCCAAAUCUUCUUAACCACCGGGCAUUUAAAUAAGAUGUGAUUCAAGGUAUCACUAUUACUUCUGCAUAGGGGACAUAUGGAGGGUUUCAGAAUAUUGUUGAAUCUUUCUAACUUGUCAGAUGUAGGAAUAAUCCCUUUAACCACUUUCCACUGAAUAAGUUUUAUUUUCAGCUCCUGUUUAGAAUCCCAGAUAUUCUGGUAAACUUCAUGAUUGUAUGAAAGAUCUCUAACUUCUUCAUAUGCAGUUUUAAAAGAGAAUUGGCCAUCAUCUUCCUCAUUCCAUUGUAGGGUACCAGAUCCAUCAUAAGUGCAUAGACUGGAAGCCUGCUCAUGAAUGGAGCAGAUUCUCCUCCAAAUUGAUGAAUCAGUCACUUUAGGUAUCAUGUUUCCUUCUCUGUUAUAUCUGGCUUUAAUAAAAUGUGUCCAGAGUGAGUCUUCAGUUUGCCACUUCCACCAAAGUUUUAUAGAAAAAACCUUUUGAAUGUCUUCCAGGGCCCUAAUGCCCAACCCACCUUCCCCUGUAGGAUAGCAAAGAUUGGACCAUUUGAUCCAAUGAUAUUUGUUCUUGUGAUUGGAAGAACCCCAAAAAAAUGAAGCCAUUUUUCUAUUAAGGACAGAAAUGACUUUUUUAGGUAAGUUGUCCACUGCCAAAGUGUGUAGGGGAAUAGAGUUAAGUACAUGUUUUAUAAGAAUUAACCUUCCCCCUUGAGAAAGAUUUUUUUGCUUCCAGGGUGUAAGCUUAUUCUCAAACUGUUGUAUAAUGUUCCCACAAAGAUGGAACCUGUUAAUACCUUUAUGGAGAUUAACUCCCAGAUAUUUAAUAGGCAAAGUAGCUAACCUCAUACCAAGCAUGUCCUUUAUCUUCAUCUGCCUUGCUGGAGUAGAAUGCCCACACACAAAGGAACUUUUUUCAAAAUUAAUUUCCUGUCCACUUGCUUGUUGGUAGGUGAGCAGGAAUUCCUUAAAAUUGGAUACAGAUCUAGAGUCCCCAUUAGUAAAGAUCAAAAGGUCAUCAGCAAAACUCAAAUGUGAAAUAGGAUACCCAUGAUUGCCCAUCCAAAACUGUUUGACUUUGCCAGCCUCCAUUAAACCCUUAAGGCCCCUAGAAAAAGCCUCUGCAGCUAUAAUAAAGAGAAAAGGGGAGAGGGGGUCCCCUUGUUUAACACCCCUGGAAGGCUUGAAAAACCCUUGAGGAAAUCCAUUAACAAGAAUAGAUAGAAAGGUUGAUCUUAGGUUAUUCAUAACCAGGUUAACAAAUUGGCUGCAAAAACCAAAUUUCAAAAGAAUAGCACUUAAAAACUGCCAAGAGACCUUAUCAAACGCCUUUGCCAUGUCAAGUUUAAUCACCAAAUUAUUUCCCCUGGUUUUUUUGUCAAUACUGUGAAUCAACUCCUGAGCAAUCAAGAUUUGAUCAGCAAUAUCUCUACCAGCCAUGAAACCAGCCUGUUCUUUGGAGAUAAUUUUAGGUAGAAUGCUUCUUAAUCUAUUAACCAACACUUUAGUGCAGAUUUUGCUAAUAAAGUUUGAUAGACAGAUAGGUCUAAAUUCACUGAAACUAGAAGGGUUAUCCACUUUUGGAAUUAAGACAAUCAAAGCACUAGACAUGCUCUUAGGAAUAGGAAUGCCCAUGAAAAACUCCUGCACUGCUCUUGUAACAUCCAUUCCCACAAUAGCCCAACACUUCUUGAAAAAUUUUCCAUUAAAACCAUCUGGCCCCGGAGCACUAUUUUGAUUAAGAUCCCAAACAGCUGUUUUGACUUCAUUAAGGGUAGGCAAGAUCAUAAUACUGUUGUUGUCUUCCUGGCAUAUAAUCUGUGGAAUAUACUGAAGCACUUCUUCAUGAUUAACUGAGUUUUUUGCAGUGUAUAGCUCAGAAAAAAAUCUUACAGCCUCUUCUCCAAUGUCAGACAUAGAAGUGAUGGUGCUCCCAUCAGCUUUUUUAAUAGAGGUAAUACUCUGUUUCCUUUGUCUGAUUUUAACAUAGGAGUGAAAGAAAUGUGAAUUGUUGUCCCCUUCCUUAAGCCAGUUUAUAUGAGCUUUUUGUUUCCAAAAUUUCUUUUCUAACUUGUACUUUUGUAUUAGAAGCCCCUUUUUAUGAAACAGAGCUUCUCUAUUUGACUCACCUGGGUCUUCUUCAAAUCUUCUUUCUGAUUCUAACACCUCCUUUUCACAUAACUUGAUAUCUUCAAAAAUGUUUCCAAAGACCUCUUUGUUCCAUAUCCUAAGCUCCUUUUUAAGUUGCUGAAGCUUAGUACUUAAACCUCUCAUACCACCACCUGUUUUCACUGAAUCCCACUUAGUUUUAACAAAAUCAAGAAAGUCCUUGUUUUGAAACCACAUGUUCUGAAAUUUAAAGCUUCUGGGACCAGACUGUCUCAUAUUGGACAUUUGAAUAAGCAUAGGAUUAUGAUCAGAGGGAGUCUUGUUUAAUAAGGAGAUCUUGAUAGAAUCAAACUUGUUAAGAAACUGAGUGUUAAAAAGCACUCUGUCCAGCCUUUUCCAAACUCUACCAUUUGCUCUAACUCCAGACCAAGUAAACUUAGGACCAUCAUAAGGAAGAUCAAUCAAAUUACAAGCAGAAAUACAAUCUGAAAAUUCAUUAAUACCUCUGAUAAUAGGCAUUGAAUUCCCUUGAUGUUCAUUAUAGACUGCUAUUUCAUUGAAGUCACCUCCCACCAUCCAUGGCUUGGUUAUAGAUAAAGAAAUAGUUCCUAGGGCAUCCCAUAAUUCUCUUCUAGUGUAAUAUGAGUGUUUCCCAUAAACACCAGUAACCCAUCCAUCAAACUCAUUACUAAUCACCUUGAAAUGAACAUACUGAUUAUGCCAAGUGAAAUCAGAGAUUCCCAAAGUUGAAGAAUCCCAGAAAACCCAAAUUUUGUUAAUAGAAGAAGAAAUAGCAUCACUGAAACCCAAUAUGCUUUUGUAUAACUCCAUUUUACUUCUAUCAAUAAUAGGUUCAAUAACAAUUAACAGCUUCACCCUCCAUUGCUGAACUAGGGAAUAAAGUCUGGUACUGGAGGAUUCCAGACCCCUAGCAUUCCAUAUGAUGCAAUUCAUUUAGAAUUUGGAGGUCCCUCUCCCCUUGCAGAACUUCUAGUAAACCUCUUAUUUGAUGUGAUGUUGUCUGUGUUUUGUUGAAUGACAGAUUGCAUGAGCUGCCCCCCUUCAUUAACUCCUUUUUCCUUAUGAUUGUGUAUUCCCUCUGCAUUUUCUUCAAGCUGAGCUCUCUCCUGCUCCUUUUGUAUAACUAACCCUUCAAUUUUGGAACAUAUUUCUGUCCAUGACUCCAUGAACACAUCUGGCUUAACAGGAAUAUCUUCCUCCCCUUCUGAGUAACACUCUCUGGGUUCCACUGCAUAUAUAUCAAAGAUAGUUUCCAUAUCUUUAAUAUGAUUGUCAUCCUUGCUUUGUAUAAUCUCCUUAGUAUUGGUAAUACUAAUGCCUGGAACAUCCUUUUGUAAUAAGACUCUAACAGCAGUUUUGAUGUCAACUGUAGGUUGGUCACCUGGUUCAAGAACAAUCACCUCCUCCUCUGAUUCAGAACUGAUAACUUCAAUGGCUGUUUUGGAAGAUAAUGGCUUGAAUGAUGUUGUUAGAGCUAAAUUUGUAUUUGUCUCAUUAAUUAUGGCCUUUCCUUUUUCCUGUCUUGUGAAUUUUUUUUGUAUUUGUUCCUUCCCUGUUUUAGGCAACCAUUGUUUGUGUUGCUCCAUUGUCCCACCUCCUUCUUUUUUGGGACAUUUAGAUUCUGAGUGGCCCAAGUGAAAACAACCCUGACAGUACUCUGGCAUGUUCCCAUAGACAAUAGACUGUGAGAACCCAUUCACCCCACAAUUAAUCCACACCUUAUUGGGCAUCUCCUUCGUGAGGUCCAAUUCCACAUAGAUUCUUGCAACUGCUGGCUUAGCUAGGGAAGCAGUAGCAGCAUCUAACUUUAAGGGCCUACCUACAAGAUUGGCAAUCUCAAACAGAGCUUGUUUGUCUUGUAGGUGAAUAGGUAACCCUUCCAUAGCAAUCCAAACCGGCACAAUAGGUGAUUCAACAUUAGGACGAAAGGCCGGAGUCCAUUUAGUAACACGCAUAAUAUUACCUUUAAUCAACCAAGAUUGGCGAUUCCAACAACGAAUAAAAUCCUCCUCCAGAUCAAACCGAAUCAAUACAUGUUUAGGAUCUAAAGUUCCCCGAUGAAAAGGACCUUUAAACCCUAUUAUCUCAAAAGCCUUUCUAAGAACCAGAAGACUCGGUUUGCCUUUGUAAAAAUAACCUACAAGAGCUCUCUUAUGCUUAUCAGCAAGAGAUUGAAUUUCACCUUCUGAAAACGAGAUCGCAGGCAUGCCUUUGUGUCUUGUAGGGAUCUUCUUUGAAAUUGAUGCACUUCGAUUAGCAACCACGUCUGCAAAAGACUUCCCCUCCCAUGCUCGACCGCCUCCCGGCGGCUGAGCCACCGUAGUGUCGUUCAUGCGAUGAAGAUAAUCGCCAGAGCUUCUCUCUCUAAAACCCUUAAUUGAUUAAUAAUAAUAAUUGGAGCCGAACUCUAUAGCAGUUGAGAGAUUUAGAGAGAUAAGAGUUCAAAAGCUUGAGAGUAAUGGAAGCAGUAGCGAUUUAGGUUGAAAUGGGGGGAAUAUAUGGGUACGGGUUAAUGGACGAUUGAGAUAAUUUGCGGUUCCGAGGUACCAAUAAAUGUAAAAAGGGGCGCAGUAAAUAUUAUGCGGCUGUAUACCGUUUUAAGGGUAAAAGGGUAAAAGACCUUUAAUAAUUUACUAGGUCACCCGGUUUUCAGAAUUUUGCUAAGUCCACAACCUUUUCUGUUAGAUAAAAGAAGAGGCUUUCUGAAGGAAGGAAGAGAGGGUUUCUGUUGCUGAGGUGUUCUGCCAGGAUAGAGAACAGAAGGGGGUUAACAGAAGGGGUUCUGCAACAGAUAUUCUGUUAGCAGAGAUUUUGCAACAGAGGGCCUUCCUUUUCAACUUUCUCUAGGGAUUUCAUCCAUCAUCCCCAAUUCCUCUCUCAGUUUGUUGAAUGUAGCCUCAGGAAGAGGCUUUGUCAGAAUGUCUGCAAGCUGAUCUUCUGUUAGCACAUGCUCCAUGCAAAUGUGCUUCUUUUCAACAUGAUCUCUGAUGAAGUGAUGUCUGAUCUCAAUGUGCUUUGUCCUGGAGUGAAGAACUGGAUUCUGAGUGAUGGCAAUGGCACUGGUGUUGUCACACAGCAAUUUGAUCUCCUUUGCUUGAAUGCCAUAAUCCUUCAGCUGUUGCUUCAUCCAGAGUAACUGAGCACAUCAACUCCGAUCUGCAAUGUACUCAGCUUCUGUUGUACUUGUUGAGAUUGAAUUCUGCUUUUUGCUAAACCAGGAAACAAGCCUUCCUCCUAGCAUUUGGCAAUGACCAGAGGUGCUCUUCCUGUCUAAUCUGCAACCUGCAAAAUCUGAGUCAGAGUAACCAAUUAGUUCAAAGUUACCUCCCUUUGGAUACCAUAGGCCUGCAUUUGGAUUUCCUUUGAUAUAUCUGAUGAUUCUCUUUGCAACACUAAGAUGGCUCUCCUUGGGCUUUGAUUGGUAUCUGCACAGAUUCCAACAGAGAAUGAGAUGUCUGGUCUGCUUGCAGUCAGAUACAGCAGAGAUCCUAUGAUUCCUCUGUAUGUUGUUGCAUCGACAUCCUUUCCUUCAUCAUCAGGACCAACUCCUUGUGAGGUGUUCAUGGGAAUCUUCACUAAGGAUUUGCCUUCCACUCCAAACUUCUUGAUCAGGUCUCUGGUAUACUUCCCUUGAUUGAUAAAGAUUCCUUCUGGAACUUGUUUGACUUGUAAUCCUAGGAAGUAGCUGAUUUCUCCCAUCAUACUCAUUUCAAAUUGGCUCUGCAUUACUUGAGAGAAUUUCUUGCACAGUUCUGGAUUAGUACUACCAAAUAUAAUAUCAUCAACAUAUAUUUGUACUAACAAAAUAUGAUUAGCAACAGAGAUUUGAAAUAGAGUUUUGUCAACCUUUCCUUUAGUAAACCCAUGGUUCACUAGGAAAAGGGAAAAUGUGUCAUACCAUGCUCUGGGAGCUUGCUUAAGACCAUAAAGGGCCUUUUUAAGCUUGUAGACACAGGAGAAAUGAGUAGGAAUGACAAAACCUGGUGGUUGUUCCACAUAAACUUCUUCUUCAAGAUCUCCAUUCAGAAAAGCACUCUUGACAUCCAUCUGGUAGACCUUGAUGUUGUUGUAAGCAGCAUAGGCUAGAAAUAUUCUGAUGGCUUCCAGUCUGGCAACUGGUGCAAAUGUCUCAUCAAAAUCUAUUCUUUCUUCUUGGCAAUAACCUUUAGCUACCAGCCUUGCUUUGUUCCUUACAAUGUUGCCAUCUUCAUCAGCUUUGUUCUUGAAUACCCAUUUGGUUCCAAUGACAUUCUGGUGCUUUGGCCUAGGAACAAGUUCCCAUACUUUGUUCCUUUCAAAUUGAGUAAGCUCUUCUUGCAUAGCAUUGAUCCAAUCUGAGUCUGCAAGAGCUUCUUCCACAGUCAUGGGUUCCAUCUGAGAUAUAUAGCAGGCAAGCAUUGCUUCUCUCCUUGUUGAUGCUGAUCUGGUCUGCACACCACUUCUGAUAUGCCCAAUAACUUGAUUAGGGGUGGUCUCUUAACCAUGUCAGAUCAGGUUCUGUCAGUUGCUGUCUGGUUCUUUCUUGUUCUUCAUCUUCUGAGUCUUCAUCUUCAUUCAACAGAAGGGGGUUAGGUGCAGGAGUUGGAAAUGCAGGGUUAUCUGUCACCUCUUCUGUUGGGUCUGGUGUUCUGUCUUCUAUGCUGACUUCCUUGAGGAUCUCUGUUACAUCAUUAACAGAGAUGCUUUCAUCAAACUUCACAUGUAUAGACUCUUCAACAUGUAGAGUCCUUCUGUUGAGUACUAUAUAGGCUUUACUGGUGUUUGAAUAGCCUAUAAAGAUACCUUCAUCAGCUUUCUCUUGAAAGACUUUCAGAUGCUCCUUUCCAUUGUUAAGAAUGUAGCACUUGCAUCCAAACACAUGAAAGUAACUGAUGUUGGGUUUUCUUCCUUUCCAGAGUUCAUAAGGGGUCUUCUGGUGAUUCUUGUUGAUCAUGCUUCUGUUCUGAGUAUAGCAUGCAGUGUUGAUUGCUUCAGCCCAAUAUCUCAUAGGUAGACCUGAUUCUGCAAUCAUUGUUCUUGCAGCUUCUUUUAAAGUUCUGUUCCUCCUUUCUGCUACGCCAUUCUGUUGAGGGGUUCUGGCGGCAGAGAGUUGAUGAAAGGUUCCAUUUUGAUCACAGAAGUCCUUUAUGACUUGGUUGACAAAUUCAGUUCCUCUGUCAGACCUGAUUGUCUUAACCUUCAGGUUCUUCUCAGUCUGAAGUUGCUUUAACAGAGAUGGCAACUUCUGAAGAGUUUCAUUUUUCUUUGAUAGAAAGAUAGUCCAUGUAUAUCUGGAAUAGUCAUCAACCAUGACUAGGGUAUAUUUCUUGCCACCAACGCUUGGAGUUUCAACAGGUCCAAAUAAAUCCAUGUGGAUCAGAUUUAAAGGGCUUGUAGAAAGAUCUCCAGCAAUGGGUUUGAAGGAGUUCUUUUGUUGCUUUCCCUUCUGGCAUGCACUGCAGAGGGUCUCUUUCUUGUAGACUAUGUGUGGCAGUCCAUCAACUAUGUGUUCUCUUGCCAGUUUGUUGAUUGUUUUGAAGUUCAAAUGGCUAAGCUUCUUGUGCCAGUCCCAGCUUAGUUUUGAAUCUCCCUUGGCUAUCUGGCAAACUCCAUCCUUUGCAGUGUUCCAAUCAACCACAUAGAUGUUCUUCUUCCUUGAUGCUGUAAGAACCACUUCUUUUGUUGUCUCAUGCUUCACAUAGCAGAAGUCCUUUGUGAAUUCAAUAGUGUAGCCUUUGUCACAGAAUUGGCUAGCACUCAGCAAGUUGAACUUCAGUCCUUUGACAUAUGAGACAUCAUCAAUGACUAUCUGGUUCUUGAUCAGCUUUCCUCUUCCUUUUGUUUGACCUUCUUUGUGAUUACCUCCAAAGGUAACUCUGGGUCCUUUGCAUUUCUGGAACUCAGUUAGGCAACUUCUGUCACCUGUCAUGUGCCUGGAGCAUCCACUAUCAAUAAACCAUUCUUACUCUGAGAUAGCUACAGCACACAGUUCCUGCAAGAUCAAAAGAAAGAUUUCGGUACCCAAGCAAUGUUGGGUCCUGGGGGGUCAUGGAGUCUGGGUAGUUGGUACCAUUUUGGUCUCAUCAGGUGAAACCUUGGUGGGUGGUACCCAUUGUCCACCUGGUAGUUAUAGUAAACUGAAGUGUGAUUCACUUUGGGCAGAUGCUUGUGAGGGUCAUGUUUCCUGUUUACAUACUUUUGCAUAACUUUCUUUGUUGGAAAGAAGUCUCAUAUACUAUCAAGAGCAGAGAGUCGGUUAGCUUUGGGCUUCUGAAGUUGACCAGCCAACCUCUUCUGCCUAAAGUUAACUCUCUCUUGAUAUUUGCCCUUCUGGUGAUCAUUUCUGGCACGAUUGUCAUGAGGUUGUCUGUCAAUGAAUGGUUUCUUAUUUUUGUUAUCUUGAAAACCUUUUCUGUUGUUAGGUUUUCUGUCAUGUUCAUUUUUUUUCAAAAAGGGUUUCUGUUGAACUUUUAUCUUUCUCUUUUCUGGUCUAACUUCCUCAUGAACAACCAUGGUGCCAGAUACACCAGCUUGACAAAUGGGGCUAGAAAUCAGUGGCACUAUGACCUUAUCUGCCUUAGCAACACUGGUGUUAGGCAUUACAGAAGGCUCACCUGAUUCUGUUGAGCCAUAACCAAGACCAAAGCCAGUGCCAAUCUGUUGAUCAAGUACAAUCUUUUCCAUGGAAGACUGGGCCUUCUGGUAAGCUUUGUACUUAAUCUCAAGAGGCUCUAUUUCUCUUAUUCUCUUGAGAAGAGAAACAUUUUCAGUCUCCAGCUGAUCUCUUUCCUUAAUUAGAAGAUUGAUUUUGAUCUCAGCCUCCUUUUUCAAGUCAAGAAUCUCAACCUUCAACUUACUGUUUUCUUCUGUGACCGAGGAAUAAGUGGCUUGGAUGGCCUUAAACUCUUCCCAAAAUUCUGACAUUGAAUCAGAUUCAAAAGCUAAGCCUACUGAAGAAAAACUAGAUGCAGAAGUAGAGGUUACCUCAUCAUCAGAAUGAGCCAUGAGGCAUAGGUCUUCUGUCUCAGUAUCAAGGCCUCAUCAGAAUCUGAGUCAGAACUGGAUUCUGUCUCUGACAGAGGGUCUUUCUCGAGCUGUUCUGUCACAAGUGUUUUUCUCCUUCUGGAGUUGUCUUCAUACUUCUUCUUUUCUCCAUCAUGCCCUUGUUUCUUGGACACUCUUGGAUGUGGACAUUCUGCUUUGAAAUGUCCAGGUUGUCUGCAGUUGUAACAGAGAAGCUCACCACUGCUUUCUGGUUGUUUUGACCUUCUGGAAUGGCUUUCUGCUGAAUGAUGGACUUCUUCCAUCUUUAGGAUUCUUCAUGAACUUCUUGAAUCUCCUAGCAAAAGCAGCCAUAUAUUCGUCAGAUAAAAGUACUGAAGGGUCAAAAUCAUUUACCUUUGAUGUGCUGGCAGUGAGGGCUGUAGUGGUCCUCUCUUCUGGUACAUCUUCCUUUUCUUCAAUCAUUUCAAACUCAUGAGCUUUGAGAUCUGAAAUGAGCUUAUCAGUGGGAUAAGUCUUCACAUCCUUGCUGGCUUGGACAGCAACCACCUUCAUCUUCCAUGCAGAGGGCAGUCCCCUCAACACCUUCAGGUUGAUCUCCUUGAUGGUGAGUUCCAUGCCAAGCUCAGAGAUUUCUCUAGUGAGAGUGAGGAGCCUGUCAUACAUCUUGGAGAUGCUUUCACCAGGGAGAAGUUUGAAGUCAUCAAACUUCUUGUUGGCUAUUGUUAGCUUGUUGUCCUUCUCUUGUUCAUCACCAGCUCCAAUGAGCUCAAGAGUAUCCCAGAUUUCCUUUGCUGUUUUGCACUUCUUUAUUCUGUUGAAGUACCUAUCUUCGAUGGACUUGUAAAGAAUGUCCUUAGCAAUGUUGUCCAGAUUGUACUUCCUUCUUUCUUCUGUUGUCCACUCAGAUUUGGCCUUAUUGAUCAUCUGAGGUCUAGUGUUGUCAAUAGCAUGUUCAGGGUUGACCUUCUGGAAGCUUGUGAAGGGUCCUAUGUCAAGUACUUCCCACAUCUCAUCAUUAAGAGCACAGAGAUGUGCCUUCAUCCGGAUCCUCCAGUCAUCAAACUUAAGAUCUGAAAACAUAAGAUUCUUGGACAAGGAGUGAUCCAUUAUAUCAGAUAAAAAUGAGAUAAAACAGAAAAACAAGUGGAUCUUUGUUCAGCAAAUAACCUAAGAGAUUAUUAGAACAAGGAGGCUCUGAUACCACUUGUUGGUCCCGGUUGUACUGGAUACAGUCUAGAGGGGGGGUGAAUAGACUGUAUCGGUUUUUAACUUUUUCAAGCUAAGUACCAGAUUUAACAGGAUAACCUGUUCUGUUGGCAGAACAGAUUGGCAGCGGAUGGGGUUCUGGUAGGGAGUUCUGUUAAUAGCCUCAGAGAAGCAAAGGCAGUAGGCCUUCUGUUAACUCACAAGACCAGUUCUGCUGAACACAGAUACCAAGUCUUUGGAGUUAAACAGUUCAAAUAAAAACUAUGAAUGAAAAGCAGUAAGUAAAUGACACCAGGGCUUUUAUAGUGGUUCAAGGAACAACUUAUUCCUCUAAUCCACUGUUCCACUAAGCUCGUAAAAACUUUCGUUUACAAUGCCUUAGCACUAUCACUUAAGAAGCUCUCCACGUCUUCUUCAAGUUUAGAUGUCUUCUUGGAUGCACUUCUGGCUUCCCUAAGACUGGUCCUUUCACUGAGCUUUCCCAGAAGUAUCACCACUUCACAGCUCCAGGUACUUGGACGUCCUUCUUGUGAAAGAAGAGGUUCUAUUUAGAACAGGGGUUCCUCCAACUUGCUUCGUUACAAGGGAUUUGUAAGUAAUGAGCUUGAAGAGUUGAAGAACACUUGGAACUUUGCUUGAGUUGGAAAUAAGGAUUUUUCCAACUUCUGCCUUCUCUUGUAGAAGAUGAUGAAGUUUUAAUCUCAAGGAGGCUUUUUGCUUUGUAGCGUUUGAAUUUCUUGUAUAUGCAGAGUUGUAGCAAAGGUUAGCAAAGUUAUCCGGUUGUUCUCCGUAGUGUAUCUUUUAUACUGAGGUUGUCUUCCCGUUGGAGGAGAAGGAGGACAACUGCAUUAAAUGAGCGAGCAGUUAACUUGACCAGUAGGACCCGGUAAAGUUGGCGGGUUACUAUUUUGGGAUAAAGUAAUCCUGACAUUGUGGCCAAUCAUCUGCAAUUACUCUACGGAGUAUGGGGGGGCAUUAAAUGUGCAUUUAAUGCGCGCACUGUAGCUUUUCCGUUCAAGACUCCUAGCCGUUGAAGGAAUCUUUCAGUUGGUUUCCCGGCUUGGUGGAAUUCUUCUAAGUGUCAGGCCUUCUGAUGUCUUUAGCAGAGAGUUGAUCAGAGAAGGUCUGGAGCACUUCUGUUGAGAAGAUAUCCAACAGAGAACCAGGAGGGUUUCUGUCAGAGUAAAGGCUAACAGAGACCCUGAGGGCUUCUGUUCUUAAGCAGAAAACAAAAGGUCCUCUGUUCGACCAAUGCCUUAACAAGGGUCUUCUGCUCUGGAGGCCUUCUGCUAAGUAGGCCUUCUGCUCUGGAGGUCUUCUGCUAGUUGAUUAUACUAAAGAAUUUACAAAGGAAAAUUCUAAUACAUUAAGUCUAAAGAGGGGUACUCUAAAGUCCUAAUCAAUCUAGCAUCAUCAAAAUCUAAUUACAAAUAUUCCUUACAAGACGUUAUAUUUAAUUUUUUUUAACAUAAGUAUUUAUAAGUAUUUGUUGAAGAAAGCAAGAGAAAUCGGGCAAAUACCUUCAGAAUGAGAGCUAAAGCAUAAAACAUUGCGAUAAAGAGGUUUUUGGACCAAGAGGAUGACGUUCUGCCCAUAAUUCGAGUAUAAUUUAUUGUAGAGAACUCUAAAUCACUCGAUACGAAUUUCAUGUGAAUGUUAACUCAAUAAGGUACAAAUGUUAUGAAGACGUCAUGGCCCAAAUAUGAAAGGAUCAAGACUCAAUCAACUAAUAAAGUCAGAUGUUGCUGGUGGGAUUUCAGGAUGCAUACAUCUCAGUGUUUUAUCCAUAUCUUUUGAUUGAAUGAAUAAAAUCACGUCAUUCAAGUUUUGGUGGAUAGAAGAUUUAUUAUCUACAACUUUGGUGAAGGAAGCAUGUCCAAAUUUGUAGAGGAACAUCCCCAAAAUCCAAGGACAAAACCGACGCCAGAAUUGCACCAAACCGGCGUCGGUUGCUUGUAAAAAUUGUGUCGCCGGAAUUACCGAAACACAACCGGCGCCGGUUAAUCCUAAACCGGCGCCAGUUACCCCAAAUCUGCAGAAAACCAGACGACGUGCUAGAAUAUUGUGAGUUGAUUUGAAGAUAUUUGGAAGGUAUGGCUCGGAAAUUUCGUCCCAAGUUGAUUGAGGAUCAUGAAUAGAUCAUCAAAGAUCAUUUUCAAGCCUAUAUAAACCAUCCAAUUCAUCCCAAAUUCAUCAUUCAAUCUCAAUUUAAUUCAUUAGUUCAUAACUAGCUUUUAUAGUUUUUCUUUGUUCUUCAUGGUGUUCUUGAGGUGUGGAAGAUCAUUUCCUUUAUAUUUACAUUUUCUUCUACAUUCAAAGUAUUGUAAUUUUGAUUAAUAUGAGCAUUAGAGGCUAAUUUCUUAGCUAAGGCUAGGGAUGAACUUCUAUGCCCACUAGGUGUUUGAUAAAAGUUCUAAACCAAUAAAUUGUAAUUUAUCCUUUAUAUAUUGAUUGUUUAUGACUAUGGUGUACAACAUAGAAGUAUGUUAAAUUUAGUUUAUACUUGCAAUUAACGUUGAAGUCUAAACUAUGAACAUUAAAGGAUAAACAUAUAUAGUACCGAGAAUAGAAAUAUAUCCGGUCUUAUAUGAUACGGGUGUGAUGUCUUGAUAUUCAACGGGGUUUUCGGUAGAUGAAUGUAAGCCAUAACGGGACUUACACGUUACGAAACCCACGCUCUCACUGCCUUAACCGGAGUUGAGAAUAUAUUAGCGACAUCGUAUUCAUAAUUAUUGGUAAAAAACUAAUAUUCAACCCUAUUAAAGCAUUUAAGUGAUUCCCGAAGCCUUAGUUAUUG
Cuscuta europaea is the source of this 28808-nucleotide messenger RNA. The record is from the annotation of a GenBank genome assembly. NCBI's taxonomy places the organism in Eukaryota, Viridiplantae, Streptophyta, Magnoliopsida, Solanales, Convolvulaceae.